UCGCUAAAUAGUUAAAAGUAUUCGAUUGAAAUUUGAUUAUUGUUUUGAAAAUCAAUUAAAGUUAUGCAUUUCAAGAGCGCCCUUAUUGUCUGCGCGGUUUAUUUCCUAACGUCGGCAUGGAGCAUCGAACUAAACAGUGAUCAAUUGGAAGAGUUGAAGAAAUUGUAUGAAAAUUGCAAAAAAACUACCAACGGAAUUAGCAAGGAUGAAAUCGCACACGUCGUAAAAGAAACCUUUGGAAUAGAAUGGGAAAAUCUUCAAACUAAUUUUGAAUACCAUUCAAAUCUACCCGAUUCCGUUAAUUUAAUUAAUUUAUUGUGGGCAUUGGCGGCCACAGACAACCAAACCAUCGAUAAAGUCAAGGUUAAUGCACUCAUAUCUAAUGAAGUAAGUAUUUUCCUGGAGGAGUUUGUUGCGGAAGCCGAAUUGCAUAAGCAACGCGGAUAUAUUAAUCUUCAACAGCUAUCAGAAGUAUUUGAGCAUUGGAAAAUGGUAAAUGAUGCUUUGAACGCAAAAAGAAAAGUACUUAAAACCGAAAACCCCGACGACUAUGUAAUGAACGCGGUAGAGUUCUUGUUGCUCAUGAUAGAAAUCAAACCAGAAGGCUAUGGUCUGAACCAAGCACAAAUAGAAAUGUUUGGCAAUUUGUACGAAGCACAUAAGACAUCCGAUGGCAUUGAUCCUGUGGAAAGUGAAAAAGUGUUCAAUGAGCUUGGUAUAAGCAUAAACGACGAAUUGAGACAGCUGUUUAAAUCCACCGGACCCGCUGAAGUGUUGUUGAUUGAUCUAAUCGUCGCUGCGGCAGAACGCAAUAAGGCGACCGAGGAAAAUGAGUGGAAACUGUUAAGUCCAAGCGAGGUCGUGUUUUACGUAAACCAAUUCAAUGAAAUCGACGAUGACAACGACGGUUUAGUGUCUCUCGAUGAGUACGCCGACUUCAUGAAUAUGUUAGAAAAAGUUUUGGCAAAUAACCUACCAGAAGCUAUCGAAAAAAUGCAAGAUUAUUUAAAGAGUUUCUACAGUAUAAAAACAAUAAACGUUGUGGUGCACAUGGAAUAUGUAUUGUUCAUGACAAAACACAUUUUCGAAUAUUAUGUUACGCUUGAAGAAGAUGACAUCGUUGGUGAUAACUCACAAGCUUAAGCAAUAGUAAUCGGACCUGUUGAAUAACCAUAAUGAUAAUAAUAUUAUUUUAAAUAUUUAUUUGUGUGUAUUAAUUGAAAUAUUACGCUUCUCCGUGUCUAAUGACAAAAACAAAUUAUUAUCUGAUUUCUAUUGAUUGAUAAUUACAAACGAAAAAACACACACAGUAAAUUUCACAGAAAAAAUAAACACAUACAUUAAAAAGUUCAUGAAAUGUAUGCACUUUUGAAACUUUUGUAACGAUAUCAAUCUAUACAGAACAUAUUAGCAUACUUGGGUCACAUAUAUUCUUAAAUCCUAAUGCGAUGUCAUCACAAUUAAACGCUUCGAUGUGAAAGUGGUAAGAGUCCAGUACAUUUUAAACCAGCACAGUCUGAACCAGCUAUUUUGUGUUUUUAAAUAUUUUAACUAUUUUCUGGCAUGGGUCAUUGUAAAUUUGUAAAAAUAUUCAAAUUUGUAUUAAAUUAU
Adelges cooleyi (spruce gall adelgid) is the source of this 1611-nucleotide messenger RNA. RefSeq lists its product as uncharacterized. Bases 64 to 1143 code for a protein of 359 amino acids. Gene Ontology annotation, molecular function: calcium ion binding. The transcript is spliced from 9 exons. The record is from RefSeq and is a predicted model, not a curated record. Lineage: Eukaryota; Metazoa; Arthropoda; Insecta; Hemiptera; Adelgidae.